Molecule: messenger RNA, 2268 nt
Organism: Angiostrongylus costaricensis
Lineage: Eukaryota; Metazoa; Nematoda; Chromadorea; Rhabditida; Metastrongylidae
Source: the annotation of a GenBank genome assembly
UCUUGCAAUGAAAAAAGCCGUAAGUGGCCACAUGCAUUAAACUCUGAGCUACGAAGCACUGUGAAAUGUCAUUUUUCAAAGAUCUCCUUCAAUUUUGCCCAGUGUCGGUGGUGUAGUGCGAAAGCAGCUCAUGUUGCUACUAGUUUGGCCACUGGUGUAAAGCCCGUUGAAAAAAUCAGAAAUAUUGGUAUUUCCGCUCAUAUUGAUUCUGGAAAGACCACAGUGACAGAGAGAAUUCUUUUCUAUGCCGGAAGAAUAGAUGCGAUGCAUGAGGUUCGUGGUAAAGAUGACGUUGGUGCUACCAUGGAUUUUAUGGAACUGGAGAGACAACGUGGUAUCACUAUUCAAUCUGCGGCCACCUAUAUUGAUUGGCAUGGAACAAACAUAAAUAUCAUUGAUACUCCUGGUCAUGUGGAUUUCACAGUGGAAGUAGAGCGAGCACUACGCGUCCUUGAUGGUGCUGUACUGGUUUUAUGUGGUGUCGGUGGUGUGCAGUCACAAACUUUCACCGUUAACAAGCAGUUGAGCAGAUACAACGUGCCCUUCAUUUGCUUCGUAAAUAAAAUGGAUAGGUCGGGUGCAACACCCCUUCGUGCUUUGGAAGGACUUCGCAGCAAACUGAAACACAAUGCAGCUCUUAUUCAUUUGCCCAUUGGAAAGGUUAGGAUGGCAUUUGUGUUCGAUUUAAUCGAAGAGCGAGCCUUAUUCUACGAGGGAGUUGACGGCUUGGUUGUUCGAUCGGGCGAAGUUCCGAAGGAUAUGCUUGAACAUGUCAAAGACUUCAGGCAAGAAAUGAUAGAACACUUGGCAAAUGGUGAUGACUUAAUUGGUGAGAUGUUCUUAAACGAUGAAAAUCCCAGCGUUGAGCAGAUUCAUGCAGCCAUUCGGAGCUCAGUGAUAAAGCGUUCAUUUCUUCCUGUUUUAUGUGGUUCAGCCUUGAAAAACAAAGGUGUUCAAACCAUGGUCGAUGCCGUUGUACGGUAUUUGCCUGACCCCAGUGAAGUAAUAAAUCGUGCUACUAUCAAGGACGGAGGAGAUGAAAAAACUAUAAUCUUCUCCCCAGAGAGGAGCAACAUGAAACCGUUUGUGGGGCUGGCUUUCAAGCUUGAGGCCGGGAAGUACGGUCAACUGACUUAUUUCCGUGUGUAUCAGGGCCAAUUGAAUAAAGGUGAUACCGUUUACGCAUCGAAGGACGGACGGCGAGUGCGUGUACAGCGACUGGUACGCAUGCAUGCUGCAGAAAUGGAGGAAAUAAAUACGGCAUAUGCUGGCGAUAUUUGCGCCACUUUUGGAUUAGACUGUCAUUCUGGGGAGACCUUCUGCGGCGAUCCUACAAUCAUUCCUCACUGCGAAUCUAUGCAUAUACCAGAGCCGGUUAUUUCUAUGUCAAUCAAGCCGAUAAAUAGGAAGGACGGCGAUAAUUUUAUCAAGGCGUUGACUCGCUUUACAAAAGAAGACCCCACAUUCCGCCGAGAAUAUAAUCCAGAAGCAAAAGAAACUAUCGUGUCAGGAAUGGGAGAAUUACACUUGGAAAUUUACGCACAACGAAUGAAAAGUGAAUUCAACUGUCCUGUUGAAUUGGGCAAACCAACGGUUGCUUAUCGAGAGUGUAUAGUCAAGCCAUACAAGUUUCACUACCGACACAAGAAGCAAACUGGCGGUCAAGGACAGUUCGGAGAAAUUGAAGGAAUUAUCGAACCACUCCCCGCGGAGAGGUACCUCGUUCAAUCGUUAGUCCGUCUUUUCACGAUCUUUGUUCAGGAACACGGUCUGGAUAUGAUUAUUGUUGAAGGACCCCUUAUUAAAGCUCGUGUCACUGGAAUCAAUGUAAGAAUCCAAGAUGGUGCGACUCAUGCUGUUGAUUCAACAGAGAUUGCCAUGAUUAAUACAAUGAAGAAUAUGAUGCGGGAGGCCUUCGAAAGAGCUCAUUGGAUGCUUCUGGAACCCAUUAUGAAGGUAGAAGUCACGACACCUUCAGAUUUCCAAGGCAGUGUAGUGACGUCACUUACUCAACGAAAUGCCUUAAUAACGUCUACAGAUUCUAUUGAAGGAUAUGCGACUGUAACCUGCGAGUGCCCACUUGCUGAUAUGUUUGGGUACUCAUCCCUGUUGCGUUGUAUAACUGAAGGGAAAGGCGAGUUCACUAUGGAAUAUAUGAGGUACGCCCCCACCUCGCAAGAUGCCCAAGACACUGUUAUUCGUGAAUGGCAAAUAGCUCAUGGUCUCCUUGAUCCCAAUGCUGAGAAGAACAAAAAGAAAAAGAGGUAA